GAAUCAUACAGCGGGAAAGAAGUGCUGCCACAAGAACCAGCUGGCAAGAUUGCGAGAGUGGAUUCUUCAAAGGCAGAAGUUCUCAAGGGGCAGCUUUCCUCACCAUUGGUGCCUUCGUCAACUGCCGCCAUUUCAAAGCCAGACCGUGUGAUGACUGACAGCCUGGAGGCAACCAAAGGAGAAUCUCAACUGUGUCUCGAAGAUGUUCAGAUGGGCUCAGCCGAAGAUUCACAAGUAAAACAGGCGGAGCCUGUUGCUUCAAUGGAUGGUUGGAUCAGUGAGGCAGAUCAAUCAUGGCUGAACGACACCAAGACUCGUUUGACUCCUCUGAUAGAUUUCAGCGAGACUCCUAGUGACACCAAAGAUUGCAAGCCUUUCCUGACAGCCAAGCUGGCAGCUGCCAAAAAGCUACAGUCCGAUGUACGCAAUCGCAAGCGGACGUGCCAGCGUCGUCGGGGGGACACUGUGCAGCCAGUCUUGGAGGAGUUGGAAGAGUUGGAAGAGUUCACGAACACUGCUGUCAAGUUUGUCAAGCUGAUUGGUGCUGCCACUUUCAGCGGAGAUGAAGCAAUUGAGCUGCUUGAUUCACUUGUAGCGAAUGGGGCAACGGCCAAUGAUGUUCUGUGGGCUCGAGUGCUCAAGUACAAGCUCAACGAUGACCUGCGCUGGAUGCGAUGGUCUGAUAUUUGCUCCACGACCUUUCCAUUGAUUGCUCUGAAGCUCAAGAGUUCCCCUGAAGCAUUCUUUGGUGCACAAAUGGCAGUCAUGCUUCAGAAGCUGUUGAAAGGCCUGAAAGUGGACAAGGUAUCUGUGCAAGCGGAUGCAGAGGAAUUGAAGCCCAUCAGGGGCUUUGUCAAAGAGUUGAAGAUGAAGUGCAUGUCAGAUCCGCUUCGGUAUGAGUUUGAGCUGAUUGACACACUUCUGUCAGCAGAGGAAGCCUUUCCGGAUGAUGUCGCAAAUGCGGUUGCAAAGGCUCGCAGUAGCUGUGGUGCCAGCAAUUUCUUCUUGCUUCCUAGCUUGGAGGCUUUGGCUCAAGGCAAACGGUUGCUGGGACUGAGCGCAGCUGCUGCAGAGGCCCGUGCUGAACAGUUCGCAUAUCUCAAGGAGGUGCAUGAAAUCCGAUCUCAAGUGGCAGAUCUGAAGGAAGCCAAAUAUAGUGACGAUGCCAUUUCUUCCUUGAACAUGACUCACCAUUUGGCUCUGAAAUUGUAUGCCACCAUCCCCGAAAAAGCUCUGCUGGAGGAGUUCUCUUUAGGGUUCCUGUUUCAGUUUUAA
Durusdinium trenchii is the source of this 1275-nucleotide messenger RNA. The record is from the annotation of a GenBank genome assembly. NCBI's taxonomy places the organism in Eukaryota, Dinophyceae, Suessiales, Symbiodiniaceae.